GUUUUUUUGCGUUACAUAAAUGCAUGCUAUGCCGAACUAUUGAGCGCUUGACUCUGAUUUUCUGAAUUCCAUUAUCUACCCACAAAGAAGGUAAAAAGGCAGUGUAAUCCGUGCAAUCUGCCGCAGGAGGCUCUUGAGCGAAAAUGGAGUCCUGGAAAAUUGGAAUGUUUCGGAAGAGUGGGAAGAAUAACAAGAAAAAAAUCCAGAAAAAUGGCUUUUACUACUUCAUGAUGGAGUACAAUAAAACGAAGCUUCAAGGAAAAUGUACAGAUUUUAGAAGACUGCAAGGAAUUGCAGAAGAAGAUUGGAAGUUGAUGAGCAUCGAAGAGCGUGAGCCGUUCGAAUUGAUGGCCAACAGAGCGAGAAACAGGUGUGGUCUAGAUACCAAAACUGAGCAGUACGGCAUGCCCCACAGUGACGUGUCGCAGACAAUUGAGCGCCAGAACGAAAUGAUGAAAUUGGCGCGUUUGGAUAUUGAGGAGAAAAUUUUCUCCCUUGAUGCUGCAACAAGUCUUCAGACAGCUGAAUUUUACUUUGUCCAUGCUAAUUCGCAUGUCCUCACAUCCAGCGGCAUUGUCGUUCCUUGCGAGUUGGCAGUCUGUAGGUAUAGCAUCAAAGAAGGAGUGAUGGAUGCGUACAGUGUGAUUUUGAACAUCCGCCCAAUCCCUCUUGGCUAUGCUGCUGACGCUUACCAAAACUCUGCCACCCUUCACAAGAUCCCUGCCCCAGCAGAAGGAUUAGGAGAGACUGAUGCUCGCAAGGUUUAUCGAGAGUUUCUGCAGUUCCUGAUGCCAAACAAGCCACUGAACGGUGAAUUGGAAGAUUUGGCUGACAUUCAGUUUCCCCCUGUUUACACUGUUCAUGGUGUUGCUGACUUGACAGGGAAGUGUAUCAAUUCUGUGCAAGCUUGUUGCAUGCCCUCAGCUGAAUCUCCUAUCCCUCUGCUAAACGUGUAUCCCAUCGAGUAUUUGAUGCACGUCAUCCUGAAAAACAUUAUUCAGAGCGUCAAACUUGGCAAUGCUGACAUUCCAGAAGAAUUGGAGGCUUGCCAGUUUGCAGAGAAUGAAAAUCUGAUCUACAACAAAUUUCAUUACGACUAUUACUCCCAGGCACCAGAAAUCGCUUGCCAGUUUCAUGAGGAACAAGAUUGCCGGGAACAUUGCAGCAAAUCUUGGUCGAUCAGAAUGAGUUACACCAUCUCUAAUUACUGCUGCAACUUGCUUGGAGUGAAGAGACAGAGGUGGAGGCACUAUGCGACAAAUAACAUGAACAUCACCAUUCGCACUUCACGCCCUAUUUUCCUAAACAGACCCCAGCAAGAGCUGCUGGAUGAGGAUCCUCUCAUUGAUGAAAAGCACUUAACAAGUGCUGAGGACCUUGCACACUUUGAACCGCCAGAUGCGGACAGUUUUGGGAGCGAAGUGAAACCUGCAAUUGCUCCAGCGGUUCCAGUUUCAAGAAAGCAAUUGCAUCCAGAUGCACCUCCUUUUCAUCCACCUGUUGCUCCAGAAUUCUCUGCUUCCCAAAGCAACUCUCGAUCAGUUGUGAAGAUGCCACAGAAACUAAGGAGCAUGUAUGAUGACGAUGAUGAUGACACAAGCAGCAUCAUUAGUUCCUCUUCAAUCAGUACUCUGAGAUCGCUGAAAAAAAGCCUUGACAUUGAUUCUGUCCUGGACCUGGCAGGGCACAAAGCCUCAAGCACAAUGCUCCCUGAAUCUCCGGUUAACACUUGUCAUAGAAGCGAGAUGAUGGGUCCGUAUGGUGUGUUUGAUAUGAAUCAGACUCCUGAGUAUGACUACAUGCGGAACAGGGCUGGUGCUAACAGAAUGGAGGAGCUUGAUGAUGAUGUCCAGUCAGUGGCAACCACAACAGAUUCGUUUGCAAGUGUGCCUCUGCAGCGAUACAAAAAACCAACCAUUGCUGUGACUAACAUGAGUAACAUUCUUGCCAAGCCUGUUCCAGAGAGGUCUUUGUACCCAGCGUACAUGCACAAGACUGAGCCAUUGAAUACAGAAUUCUCUUUGGAUGAAUUAAUUCCUGUUCAGGGUGGUCAAUCUCUUUCAUCAUACUGCACAUCAGGACAAGAAGAGGAUGAAGACGAGGAUGAGGAUGUGGCAGCAAGAAUUCUGACUCGCAUUGAACAACAGCAGGAAGCCAAUGCUGCCGCACAUGGCUUUGCCGCCCAAUGGGCUGUGCCACAUGCAUCUGAUGCGGCGUCUCCGUCGUUGAUGUCUCCAGCUGGCACUUACAUGCAGAAUCCACUGUUGCAACACCAUAGCCCAGUGCCUGCUGCACAGCGUCGACAAGGUAAUGGCUUUACCUUUGACGUUCAGCGUGAGCAGAAUGCUCAGCAAAUUCGCUCCGCUAUUGGCAGUGAGCUGAAUGAGCGAGUUGCAAUGGCUAAGAGGCAGUGCAUGGAACAGCAGGAAAUGCCUGCUGACGUUAAAUACGUCCCUCUUACACGUCCUGCAAUGCCCAUUAAAGUGCAGACUGUCAAAAAAGAGGAAGAAGAUGUGAAAGAUGUUAAACGUCUUAUCCAUAUCAAAUCUGAACCUUUUGUUCUGCUGCCUGUGAAGAAAGAGCCUGAAAUCAAAUAUGAGCAAGUUGAAUCUGUUAACAUUCGAAUUUGAAUGAUGCCACUUGCUAGCAGGUUCUCAUUUGAUUAAAUUGUUGUCAUAAUGUUUAAUUAUGGUUUUUAUUUUUCCAAACUGUUCGCAGGGCCUAACUUGUCACAUGAUGAUCACCAAGACAGUGCCAUUACUUUACAGCAGAAACUGUAUCGAAUGAGAAUCUGAUAGCAAAUGGGGAUUUGAGUAUGAUGUUUCUUAGCAGUUGCCUUGACUCAAACAUUUAAUUUAUAUGUUGCUCGUAUUAAUUCAUCUGCUCGCUUUGCUCUAAUAAAAAGUUUGAUUUCUAAAUAA
Molecule: messenger RNA, 2921 nt
Organism: Cloeon dipterum
Lineage: Eukaryota; Metazoa; Arthropoda; Insecta; Ephemeroptera; Baetidae
Gene: mael
Product: maelstrom
Exons: 17
Coding region: 144-2630 (828 amino acids)
Biological process (GO): spermatogenesis; piRNA processing; male meiotic nuclear division
Cellular component (GO): nucleus; P granule
Molecular function (GO): sequence-specific DNA binding
Source: RefSeq, a predicted model, not a curated record